AUGCGCAUCAGCGAAAUAGAUGAAGUGGUUGACCAAGUUGUCCGUCCGUGUCAGAAAGCCAUUAUGAAGGCCAUUACUUCGCUUUCUCUUGCGGCGCUGCUCCGGGCAUAUCAGCUCGAAAUGCCUAAAAGCAUUCAGCGGGAAAAUUGUGGCCGAGAACAAUACGAAGUCCAGGAGUACUUGUGCGAUUGCUCGCCUAUAUUGCGAGGACAUGAGAAUGAAAAUAUCACCCAAGUACCAGCAGUAGUCCAAAAUCAUCUACACUGGAGCCCAGCUAAUACACGCAGUUCAAGCUGGGAAGCUUCAAGAAGCAUGAAUAUAGUUCCGAUCGUCAGAGGUACCGGCCGAAAGUAUCCCGUCACGUCUUCAUGCUGCCAGUCAGAGGCAACGUCGUACCGAGAACUCUACACGCAGGUCAACUCAAACUCAACCUUGACAUAUCCUUUUUCCGAGAUCCUGGCCCCGUUCGUGUCUGCUUCUCGGUCUUAUUAUCGCCGGUGGCUGUUCGAUCUCAAUCGCAAGAAUGACGCACUGGGAACGUUUCAGUGCAGUAAGGAGACAGUUAGGGUCGAGAAUGAUUACUCAACUUCGAGAAAAGCAGUAAAAUGGUACAAGACUGGGCAAAAAUGCGAGGAGUUUGCGCUUUGGGCACGUAUGCACCCAUCUCACACGGUUUUCCUCUUUCUAGAAGGGAUUCGACUCUGCUUCGUUUACUAA
Messenger RNA from Aspergillus nidulans FGSC A4, 717 nucleotides. RefSeq lists its product as uncharacterized. The transcript is spliced from 5 exons. The record is from RefSeq and is a predicted model, not a curated record. Lineage: Eukaryota; Fungi; Ascomycota; Eurotiomycetes; Eurotiales; Aspergillaceae. Bases 1 to 717 code for a protein of 238 amino acids.